AGCUCUAAGAAGUUAACGCAAGGCAGGCCUAGCAUCACAUUAAACAACAAAUGGCUGCCGCAAGCUGGCGAAGGAAAUUUUGACGUCGGUAAUAUUCGCGAGCUUGUACUGCCCCCGUGUCUGCUCUUGAGCGUCCGCCGACGAUGAAACAAGACAUGAGCGCUACGGAACUAAAGGACCUUGGGAAUAAAUUCUUCAGCGCCCGCAAGUACGAAGACGCCAUAUCAUGCUACAGCAAAGCAAUCAUCAAGAGCCCGUCGACAAGCACAUACUUCACGAACCGGGCUCUGUGCUACCUGAAGCUGCACCAGUGGGAGCUGGCGUGCCAGGACUGCCGCCGCUCCCUGGACCUGGACGCCAGCUCGGUCAAGGCGCACUUCUUCCUGGGCCAGGCGCUGCUCGAGCUGGACAGCUGCGAUGAGGCCGUCAAGUACCUCCAGAGGGCGAGCGACCUGGCCAAGGACCAGAAGCUGAACUUUGGGGACGACAUAGCGAGCCAGCUGCGCACGGCCCGCAAGCGCCGCUGGCAGCAGCUGGAGGAGAAGCGGCUGCAGCAGGAGAUCGAGCUGCAGACCUACCUCAACCAGCUCAUCAUCAGGGACAAGGAAAGGAAAGUGCAAGAGAUGAAGAUGAAGGGGGCACGCCAGAUGGACGUGGACAAAGUGGAGAACACUCACGAGAAGUACAUGUCGGAGCUGAACAACAUCUUCGCCAAGAACGACGACAAGCGACGGAAACGUGACGUCCCUGACUACCUCUGCGGGAAGAUCAGCUUCGAGAUCAUGAGGGAGCCGGUCAUCACCCCGAGUGGAAUCACUUACGACCGACGGGACAUUGAGGAGCACCUACAGAGGGUGGGGCACUUCGACCCGGUGACCAGGACGCCGCUGACCCAAGACCAGCUGGUCCCCAACCUGGCCAUGAAAGAGGUCGUGGACGCCUUUCUGGUCGAGAACGAGUGGGCUCUAGACUACUGACCCCCCCGUUGUCGCCGGAGCAGACGCCCCCAACAGCGUACGACACCUCCGGAGAAACCGCAAAUCAGCGACGGAACCCCCGUGGGUCCGUGUCUCGGCUACGUUUUCCUGCUGAUUCAUCGCUUCCGGCUCGCGUGACGCCCUCACGAGUCGUUGUCCUAGACUCGCACGGGGCGGCACGCACAUCUCCUGCGUCUCUUCUCGAGUUCUCCGAGCCGCGACGUACUUGCAGACGCGCCGGAACGCGUCUGCGGACGCGACGCACCGACCUCGGUGAGUCGCGGCGUCGGCGGCGACGACGCACCGUCUUCGUUCUGACGGGCGCAAAAUAUACCUUUAGUGGUGCAGUUUUACUGGCUUGCACAGACUCAGUCCUACAAAGCGGUACGGAAAUCACGUUUGUGGCCCCUUGUCUAGAACUCGACACUCGCAUUGCUUGUUGCCUUUUUUUUUUUUUUUUUUUUUAAUUUUAUUGGUUGCCUGUGAACUAAAGCAAUGUCUCGCAGCACUUUUUUUUUUUUCUUCUUUUUUCCCCCAAUAUGAAGUUUGUGUUGUCUAGGUUUUCGCUGCCAUGUAGUGGCUUUUUGAACAAUUUUUUUUCCCUAGAGGAGGUUAUUGUACCGUGAAGCUUUUACAGCCACUGAAAGGAUGACAAGGGUUGGGAGGAGCUUUGGUUGUUCUGCGUCCAGCGCAAGCUUCCUACCUUCGGCAUCGCUUCGGCGUCGCAUCAGCUUCGAGCGUGCAUGCGCCGCCAAAGUACAGCGUGUCCCCCAAAAGUAUUCACCGUGUUUCUUUUUCUCCACUAGCGGUCCAAACCAGACACCAAAGUGUCGGAGCUAGCUGCUAGCCCAAUUCUAAAGAUGCAAGUGAUUUUCUGAAAAUUGCAAGGGGGAAGCAAGACCAGUCUUCGCCCGUCUUCGGUAACCAUCGCCAUUCAGCUUGACGUGUCCGAGACUGCCGCCGCCAUCGGCCGCCACUCUCCCGUCGGACAUUCCGGAAAAUCGCUCGUAACUCCUUCAAUUAGGUGACGGUCGGUUCCGAAACUUUGGCAUCCGGUUCGGACAACCAGGGCUGCGUUUGCGCGGAGAACGGGCAUUCGGCAAUGUGUAGUUAAUUUUUUUGCAGUGAAAAGAGCCCCGUAAUUUUUUUUUGGACAUUUCGAAAAGAUGCUUUGUCGUUUUCGUCGGUCUGUAACUGUAGUUCUAGAGCCUAAUAUUUGGGAACCAAGAACGCAGCCCAUUUAUUUGCGCGGCUUCAUUUCUCUCGGCGUGGAAGGCCGUCGCCCGUCUUACAGCAGAGCCGAUGCCCGAUGGACCGUCGCGUUUUUGGGUGGCCCGGCCCGCUGGCCCAAGCGAAAGAAGCGUCCUUUCGACUUCCUAGCGUUGCGUUUGGAGAUUCCAUCGUACAUUCUUUUCCCACUUGUGUGGGGUGACGCGGGAAGGACCGGCAUGUUCGGCAUGCUUUGCAAAAAACGAAUUCCAAACGUUGGUACCUGAAAUCAGGCACGCGAACAUUGUUUCGCAAGAUGUUUUAUGUCUACUUUUUUUUUUUUGGAGCUCGGUGGUACAUGGCGAAACAUUAAAAAAGAAAAAUUGGCUGCCACAUAUUUUCCAUGACCCAUGCCAGUCAGUUUGUCGUUUGCACGCCGAUUUAUGAGCUUGCCCCCCCCCGGGCGGCUAGCCGAACGCAGAAACGCAGAGGCUGGCGACGAGCGAGGUGAUUGCGAUGAUUCAUAAUUUUGACUAGAUAUACGGGCAGUGGCCACCUGGUAGCAACCUUGCAAACCAGAAGCUCUUCACAUGCACCAGAUUAUAGCUCCCAUUGUUGACUUUCUCUUGUCUUUCCAAAAUGCUGAGCCACCGAAGCGGGCCUUGACGAGCCUCCACAAAGGCCUAUGCUGGGGACAGGGACUCAGUUGCUGCGUUUGAUUAACGUCACCUUCUGCACCGGUGCAGAAAAGUGGAGGGCAGUGUAUUUCCGUUCGUGUCUCAAUACAGAUAGCGGAAGUACACUGCCCUACACUUUUCUGGACCGGUGCAGGGGGUGCGGGUCAAUCGAACGAAGCUAUACCCAUUAUCACCUCAAGAACCGUAGUAAAAAAAGUCAGACUCCUCGCAGUGCGUUACUGAUUUCCCCCUUUAUGUAGAGAAUUAAGAUAUAUGUAAAUGAAUUGUAGAUUGGAUACAUGUUCUCUUAUUAAGAUGUACACUUUCCAAAUGCCAAAACCAUCGCUUUUUCCUCCGAUAACCAAAUCUCGUUAGAACUACUUUGUGCCGUGUAUGAACAAUGCGCAAAACUUGCUUCUUUUUUUUGAGGUGAAAAUGGGUGUAGUAUAAUUAUAAAUUGUCAAUAACCUGUCUUGCUGUGGUAAUGAUGAAGUGAAGUAAACAGAAUAAGAGGAAACAAAAACUGAAGGUCUAUGCACGUCCGCCGUCUUUGCUAUAUUUGCGAUAUUUUGCACACCUCUAACUUGAGCUCUAAAAAAAAAAAAAAAAAAACGGAUUCAAAAUUUUGUUGCAAAGCGGCAUUCGCAUGCCCAAUUUCAGCUACGUAUGUUUAGACUUCAACUUUUGCAAGCGUGACAAUUGUCUUUACAGCCUCACUCCGUACACAAGUUGAGUUGUACACAUGUUCUGGUGCUUUUACUAGUGCUGCCGCUGCUGUUUUGUAGGAUACUCUAUGUUUAUAGUGUUUGAAUGUCCCCAGUUUGUUUGCUCCUCUUGGUUUGAGGACCAAAACAGUCCUUGCGAUGUAUUAUAUUUCCGCCAUGCUUCCUUCGACAAAUGUCGUCCUCGACCAGCCAAGACAAGGAUGCGCAUCUUGCAGAUGAUAUACACUGGUGUUGUUGUUUACAUUCUCUGGGGAAAGUAAUGGCUGUUGCAUCUAAGGCAAGGGUCUGCGAACGUCUGUGUGGGUGGUGCAAGAGGGUGCUUGAUGCUUGAUGGCAAAUGAAGCCCCCGGUAUUACUCAUUUCGUGGUUGUCGUCUUUGAAGCAGGUUAGUCAUUGUGUGUGCUGUUGCACCCUGCUCUGCAAGGUACCGGAUGUGUGAAGCUCCAAUGUUAAACUACCCUUGAAGAUGGUCUCCCUCAUUGUUGCCUUCUUACCUGGCUGCACCAUUUUCGUCUGCUGUUUUUGCAGCGAGUGUUCCUUGUUCGACAAGAGUGUACCCAGGGCUGUUACGAGUAACCUGUACAUAAUAAAAGAAAACCUUUGAGUUACUAUUA
This is a messenger RNA of Ixodes scapularis (black-legged tick), 4202 nucleotides long. It is a transcript of the gene STUB1, whose product is annotated as E3 ubiquitin-protein ligase CHIP. The transcript has 7 exons. Gene Ontology annotation, biological process: proteasome-mediated ubiquitin-dependent protein catabolic process; protein quality control for misfolded or incompletely synthesized proteins; positive regulation of proteolysis. Gene Ontology annotation, molecular function: ubiquitin protein ligase activity; protein-folding chaperone binding. Gene Ontology annotation, cellular component: Z disc; cytoplasm. The record is from RefSeq and is a predicted model, not a curated record. The coding region runs from base 144 to 977 and encodes 277 amino acids. NCBI's taxonomy places the organism in Eukaryota, Metazoa, Arthropoda, Arachnida, Ixodida, Ixodidae.